AUGUCGGAUAACGCCAACGUCGAAGUCGCCAAAGAGGCUCUUGAAGCUCUCUCAAUUGAUGAGAAGAGCUCUCCAAGCAACCAGGAAGAGAAGUCGCCACGCAAGCCGCGCAUUCCAACUGCCGAACGCAUCCGUCUUUGGGAGGAGGAGCAGAAAGCGAAGCGUGUGCUCUCCACUGGACUUCAAGGAAAAGUCAAAUGGUACUCGGUUCUUCGUCGUUACGGAUUCAUUUCUCGCAACGACGGGGAGAAGGACAUCUUCGUUCACCAGACCGCCAUUGCCAAGUCUGACACCGAGAAAUUCUACCUCCGCACGACAUCGUUUUCGACCUCGUUGAAGGAAAGAAUGGCCCAGAAGCUGCCAACGUCACCGGCCCAGACGGAGGAAACGUUACAGGAUCGAGGUUAUUUCGAUUAUGUGGAUCUGGUCUCACAAACUGUUUACAGAUACCGCCACAAGCUGCUCUCUCGCUUCCGUAAAAAUCGCAAGCCAAGAGCAUCCGUCGACGGAGAGGAAUCGGACAACGCUGAAGUCAAACCUGAAGAAACAAAGGCAUCGACUGAGAAAGACGAGAAGCCAAGAAAGCAGCGCAAGAACAAAAAUCGCAAGCCAAAGGCUCAGAAGAAAACUGGCGAUGCAGCUGAUUCUUCUGCGGUCACCGAGUCUUCAGAAUCUGCUGUUGGCUCUCCGGAUUCCAAAGCAUGCUCCAAGAUCAUCGAUGAAGAGGCUGCCCUCUCGAAGAUUGACCAACUCGGAGACGCCGGACUCGGAGCCCAGCAGAUCGAUGCCGAGAUCUAA
Molecule: messenger RNA, 798 nt
Organism: Caenorhabditis briggsae
Lineage: Eukaryota; Metazoa; Nematoda; Chromadorea; Rhabditida; Rhabditidae
Gene: Cbr-cey-2
Product: Protein CBR-CEY-2
Exons: 3
Coding region: 1-798 (265 amino acids)
Biological process (GO): regulation of gene expression
Cellular component (GO): nucleus
Molecular function (GO): nucleic acid binding
Source: RefSeq, a predicted model, not a curated record